Molecule: messenger RNA, 1702 nt
Organism: Hyposmocoma kahamanoa
Lineage: Eukaryota; Metazoa; Arthropoda; Insecta; Lepidoptera; Cosmopterigidae
Gene: BGRP1
Product: beta-1,3-glucan-binding protein-like
Exons: 8
Biological process (GO): carbohydrate metabolic process
Molecular function (GO): hydrolase activity, hydrolyzing O-glycosyl compounds; carbohydrate binding
Source: RefSeq, a predicted model, not a curated record
UUUUCAGACGAUGGCUACUCACUCUUCGCCUUCCACGGCAAGCUCAACGAAGAAAUGGAAGGCCUGGAAGCAGGUCAAUGGUCUCGCGACAUUACGAAACCUAAAGAAGGACGAUGGAUCUUCAAAGACCGAAAUGCUCAGCUUAAGAUUGGAGACAAGAUUUACUUUUGGACUUAUGUGUUAAAGAAUGGCAUUGGAUACAGGCAGGAUAAUGGGGAAUGGACAGUUACUGGUUACGUGGACGAAGCAGGAAAUCCUAUAAACCCCGAUAACCGACCGGAACAAACAGUAGACGAAACAUCUGCUGGUGAAACAUCUUCUAGUGAAACACCUGCUAGUGAAACAUUUGCUGGCGAACCAGUAUUUUCUGCACCACCUCCAAUACACUCGUCAAGUCCUACAGCAUCUAGUCCACCAAGCGAAGGAUUCCCUUGCGAGAUAUCGGAGUCCUUGGUAUCAGUGCCAGGAUUCGUUUGUAAAGGACAAUUGUUGUUUGAGGAUAAUUUUAACUCAAAUAUUGCGAAAGGGAAGAUUUGGACUCCUGAGAUUCGAUUUCCUGGAGAGCCUGAUUAUCCCUUCAACGUAUACCUCAAUGACAGAAACCUUCGGGUUAGAGGUGGAAAUCUGAUCAUCAAACCUGUCACUUUGGAGUCCAAGUACGGAGAAGAGUAUGUUACGCAGUCUUUGGAUUUGACUGCUAGAUGUACAGGUACCCUAGGCACACCGCAAUGCGUACGUGAAGCGUCGGGUCCACAAAUUCUACCACCCAUCAUCACUGGCAAGAUUACUACAAAGAAUAAGUUCAGCUUCAAGUAUGGCAGGAUUGAGGUCAGCGCUCGUAUGCCUCUUGGGGAUUGGUUGGUACCAGAAAUUCAGCUGGAACCUCGAGAUAAUGUGUACGGCAUCAACAACUACGCGUCGGGCUUGAUGCGCAUUGCGCUAGUCAAGGGAAAUGUGGCGUAUUCCAAAAAGCUCUACGGAGGACCUAUUAUGUGUGACACUGAACCAUACAGGAGCAAACACUUAAAAGAAAACAUCGGAUAUGACCACUGGAACAAAGCCUUUCACAAUUACACUUUAAUUUGGAGACCUGCCAGUAUAUCCGUGUUCGUGGACGGAGAGCAGUAUGGGGAGGUGACGCCUGGCGAAGGCUUUGCAGCUGAUGCAAGCAAAGAUGGUGUGCAGGCGGCGCCACAAUGGCUCAAGGGCAGCGUUAUGGCUCCUUUUGACGAGUUUUUCUACGUCGCAAUCGGGCUUAAUGUUGGCGGAGUGCAUGAUUUCGAAGACGAGCCAAGCAAGCCGUGGAUGAACCGAGCCACAAAAGCCAUGCUCAACUUCUGGAACGCGCAGAACCAAUGGCGGUCAACAUGGUAUGAUGAUACCAGCUCGCUGAAGGUCGAUUACGUUAGGGUCUAUGCACUGUAAAAAGGAUUGAAGUGGUAGUUAUGCAAUCAGUGCCGGCUUUGCCUAUGGUGCAAGGUGUUCAGAACGCCUCUCGCGACGCCUCCAAACGGGCUGUUGCUUCACAACAUUUAUAAUUUGCACCCGAAUUUCCGAUCACUGGAGUAAGUAUUACAUUUCGACCUGCCUACUAGAGGACGCCAUAGAUAAUUCAUUGCACCCGGGCACCACAUGGGUUAACGCCAGAGCUGUUUGCAACCUCAAAAUAUACCUGCCAUAAUAAAAAAAUAUAUUUAGUUGA